CAAUCAUCUUCAAUUCCUACUUCACCAUUCAAUGAGAAGUUGCGCAUCUGGAUGGAUUCGUCGACUCCCAGGCUGUUUCGGUUGUAUCGUGGAAAUUGGCGGGAAGCGAGUUCGCCUUUCAGAAAAUGUCUGCUGUGUGACGCAGUAUCGGCUUUUUUACGUGCAUGAUAAACAUUUCGCUAACAUGGGUAUUUUAGGUUUGUCAAAGUUAAUAGCCGACAUAGCUCCAGAAGCUAUCAAAGAGCGAGAGUUGAAGCAUUAUUUUGGUCGCAAGAUAGCUAUCGACGCAUCCAUGUGUUUAUAUCAGUUUCUCAUAGCUGUGCGUAGCGAAGGAGCCCAGCUCACUACUGUGGAUGGUGAAACAACCAGUCAUUUAAUGGGUACGUUUUAUCGCACCAUACGCUUAGUAGAACAAGGAAUAAAGCCUGUGUACGUAUUUGAUGGAAAACCACCAAAUCUGAAAAGCGGAGAAUUAGCCAAGAGAGCUGAGAGGAGAGAUGAGGCACAGAAACUCCUGCAGGCUGCUGAAGAGGAUGGAAAUGUGGAAGCUAUAGACAAAUUUAAUAGGAGAUUGGUUAAAGUUACAAAAACUCAUGCUGACGAAGCUAAAGAAUUACUUCAGUUAAUGGGCAUACCUUAUAUUGAUGCUCCUUGUGAGGCUGAAGCACAAUGUGCCGCUUUAGUGAAAGCUGGUAAAGUCUUUGCCACUGCUACAGAAGACAUGGAUGCACUAACCUUUGGUUCCAAUGUGCUACUUCGACGCUUAACUUUUAGUGAAGCCAGGAAGUUGCCAGUACAGGAGAUUCAUUUUGAUAAAGUUCUUGAAGGUUUGGAGCUGAAUCGUGAUGAGUUUAUUGAUCUCUGUAUUAUGCUGGGUUGUGAUUAUACAAAUAGUAUAAAAGGCGUUGGUCCAAAAAGGGCAAUAGAAUUGAUAAAAACAUAUAGGUCCCUCGAAAAGAUUAUUGAAAAUAUAGAUACCAAGAAAUAUUCUAUACCAGAAGAAUGGAAUUAUAAAGAGGCGCGAUUAUUGUUUCAAGAACCGGAAAUAUCGAAUGCAGACGACAUUCAGUUAAAAUGGUCCGAACCAGAUGAGGAAGGUUUGGUGAAGUUCUUAUGUGGUGACAAACAAUUUAACGAGGAACGGGUUAAAAACGGAGCUAAGAAACUUCACAAGGCUCGAAACACGUCUACGCAGGGUCGGUUGGACUCGUUUUUCAAAGUUUUGCCGAACUCGACUCCGACUCCAAAACGGAAGACGGAAGAGAAAAAGCCAUCGGCUAAAAAGGCGAAGACAGGUAACAGCAAAUUUCGAGGUAAAGCAAAGUGAGAUAAUAUUAUGAAUUUGACAAAAAAUAUAUAGCAAUGCUAAUAACAUAUUUAUACUUUGUAUAAAAUGCUGCAUAUAUUGCGCAUAAUUUUUAUGAAUUUCUACACAAACUACAGUCUCGAUUGGUAAAAAUAGUAUAAUUUUUCUAUUUAUUUCGUAAAACAUAAUACAAUAUAUUCGUAUACAAUAUUCUUAUAAAUCCAUUUUAACAAGCAUGGUAUUUUUUUUAUAAAAAUCUUUACCUAAACAACAUUGUUAAAACAUUUAGAUUCAUGCAUAUAAUCAUCCAAUUUAUUAUCAUUUGUAUCUAUUUGUAUCAUUGUAUUUUAAUUAUACAUUGUCUUUCUUAUUUAUAUAACUUGGCAGGAUUUUUAUAAAAGGAUAAAAUAUUCUACAUUUGGUCUAUUAA
Messenger RNA from Solenopsis invicta (red fire ant), 1736 nucleotides. RefSeq names its product flap endonuclease 1 (gene Fen1). Gene Ontology annotation, molecular function: DNA binding; manganese ion binding; 5'-flap endonuclease activity. Lineage: Eukaryota; Metazoa; Arthropoda; Insecta; Hymenoptera; Formicidae. Bases 32 to 1327 code for a protein of 431 amino acids. Gene Ontology annotation, cellular component: nucleus. The transcript is spliced from 8 exons. The record is from RefSeq and is a predicted model, not a curated record.